This is a messenger RNA of Pestalotiopsis fici W106-1, 3045 nucleotides long. RefSeq lists its product as uncharacterized. The coding region runs from base 1 to 3045 and encodes 1014 amino acids. Gene Ontology annotation, cellular component: endoplasmic reticulum membrane. The record is from RefSeq and is a predicted model, not a curated record. The transcript has 8 exons. Gene Ontology annotation, biological process: oligosaccharide metabolic process; protein N-linked glycosylation. Lineage: Eukaryota; Fungi; Ascomycota; Sordariomycetes; Amphisphaeriales; Sporocadaceae. Gene Ontology annotation, molecular function: Glc3Man9GlcNAc2 oligosaccharide glucosidase activity.
AUGGUCGUCUUUGAUGGGCACGAGUACCUCACCGAGGAGGAGAAGCGCUUGAAGGAGGACCGUGAUCGUGUCAAGUACUGGAAGAAAUGGGUGCGCGAGGAUUACAGCCCGGACGGCGACGCAUGGAGUCAUUUCACUCACGAUGAUGCCCGGUCUCGAGCUUUUCGGUGGGGCGAGGAUGGUAUUGCUGGAGUCUCCGAUACCCAUGGCCUCCAGAACAUUGCCUUUGCAUUCUGGAACGAACAAGACCCCUUCCUCAAGGAGCGACUUUUUGGAUUGUCCAACCCCCAAGGUAACCAUGGUGAGAGUAUCAAGGAAGCUCACUUCCACUUGGACAACACUCCUCACUCCUACAUGAAAUACCUUUACAAAUAUCCCCAGAAAGCCUUCCCCUACGAGGACCUGCUGAAAGAGAACGCAAAGCGCGGCAAGGCCGACAAGGAAUACCAGAUCAUUGAUACCGGCAUCUUUGAGGAAGACAGGUAUUGGGACAUUAUAAUUGAGACUGCCAAGGAGGACGAUGACCCCGAGGAGCUCCUGUUCCGGGUGACAGCUUGGAACAGAGGCCCUGAUCCUGCUCCUCUCCAUAUUGUCCCGCAUGUCUGGUUUCGCAACACUUGGGCAUGGGGUAGAGAGGCGGAGGAUCUCAAGCCAUCCAUUUCAGCCCACUCUGAGAACAUGGCCAAGUCGAUGCAUCACAAGCUUGGUGACCGCUAUGUCCUCCUCUCGCCUUCGCCUGGUGUCGGACCUAGUGGAGAAGAUGUCCAGCCUGAGCUCAUGUAUACUGACAAUGACACCAACGUUGACCUCUUGUACGGACAAGAGAACAAGGUCCCCUAUGUCAAGGACGCUUUCCAUCAAUACAUUGUCGAGGGAAAGACGAAGGCCGUCAACCCCGCCAAGACUGGUACAAAGUGCGCUGCUUGGUUCGCUUUCAACGAGUCCGGCGGUGUUGCGCCUGGAGAGUGUGCUGUCGUUCGUUUCCGCUUCGGCAAGAAGGCCGAGAACUACCUCGAUGAAGAAGAGUUCGACGACGUCAUGGAGAAGCGCCGCGAGGAAGCUGAUGACUUCUACUACCGACUCAGUCCCCUGCCGAUGAGCGAUGACCUCCGCAGCAUCCAGCGUCAAGCUUUCUCUGGAAUGAUGUGGUGCAAACAAUACUAUCAAUUCAUCUGGGACCAGUGGGCCAACGGUGACCCUGCGCAGCCACCGCCGCCCGAGUCCAGGAAGUCGAUCAGAAACACGCAAUGGAGACAUUUGCAUAUUGAUGACAUCCUGUCCAUGCCGGAUUCCUGGGAGUAUCCCUUUUUCGCGGCUUGGGAUAGUGCGUUCCAUUGUAUUCCGCUUGCCAUGAUUGACCCCGACUUUGCCAAGAAGCAAAUCGACCUCUUCACGCGAGAAUGGUACUGCCAUCCCAAUGGUCAACUCCCAGCGUACGAGUGGAAUUUUGGCGACGUCAACCCCCCUGUGCACGCCUGGGCAACCUUCCGUGUGUUCAAGAUCGAGCGCAAAUUGUACGGACGCCAGGACUUGGACUUCCUCGAGCGCGUCUUCCAGAAACUCUUGUUGAACUUCACUUGGUGGGUCAACCGAAAGGAUGUGGAUGGCAAGAAUGUCUUCGAGGGUGGAUUCCUGGGACUGGACAACAUUGGUCUAUUCAACAGAUCUGAGCCGCUGCCCACUGGUGGUACUCUAGAGCAGGCCGACAGCACUGGAUGGAUGGCCUUCUAUUGCCUGUGCAUGUUGAACAUCGCUCUUGAGCUGGCCAAGCACAGGCGAAUCUACGAGGAUAUUGCCUCAAAGUUCUUUGAGCACUUCAUUUUCAUCAGUGACGCCAUGACCUUCAAAUCUGGCCAGUCUGAGGAGAAGUCGCUGUGGAACGAAGAAGACGGCUUCUACUACGACGCAAUCUCUUGGGGCGGACCCUGGAUUCAGCAGCUGCCCGUGAGAUCGCUGGUGGGUCUGAUCCCGCUGUAUGCUACCUUGACCUUGGAGCCCGAGCUGGUCAACAAGCUGCCUUCAUUCAAGAAACGUGUCGAUUGGUUCAUGGAGCACCGAUGUGACUUGGCAGAACGCAACAUGGCCAGCAUCAGGAAGAGAGGAAAGGGAAACAGAAUUCUCCUCUCAAUGGUCGGCAAGGACCGCCUUGAGAAGAUCCUGAAGAGAAUGUUGGACGAGGACGAGUUCCUCAGUGAACAUGGUAUUCGUUCGCUGUCCAAGUAUCACAAGGAGAACCCAUACUCGAUGAAUGUCAAUGGGCAAGAGUUCAAGGUUGGAUACGUGCCUGGUGAUUCUGACAGCGGUCUCUUUGGAGGCAAUAGCAACUGGAGAGGUCCGAUUUGGUUGUGUGUCAACUUCCUCUUGGUGGAGUCUCUGCAGAGGUUCUACUUGUUCUACGGACCGCAGUUCCAGGUGGAGUGCCCGACUGGCUCCGGUGAUUACAUGCAUUUGGGCCAUGUGUCGGAGGAGAUCCAGCACCGCCUGCAGCAUCUAUUUGCUCGCGGCGACGAUGGGCGACGCAGCAUCAACGAUGGAAACGAUGUUCUUGAUUUUGACCCGCACUGGAAGGACCACAUGUGGUUCCACGAAUUCUUUGAUGGCGACACGGGUCGUGGUCUGGGAGCAACGCAUCAGUGUGGUUGGACGGGUCUGAUCGCCCGCAUGAUUCAUGACACAGGCAUCAGCUGUCGUCUGCCACAGACUCCUAGGACUCCGUCCGUUGGCAUGGCCCACUACUUUGACGAUGUUUUCCAUCGCACAGUGCACGGGCAUAAGGAGAAGAACGGCAAGCCCAAGAUGCGCCGCUCCUCCACGGCGCGAUCGAUUGGAGCCCGAAGUGACUUUGAAGGCUCAGUCAAUGGAGAUGAUGAUGACGUUGCCUCGCUAGGCAACAGCGUUUCUAACCUCGACCCUGAGCGCGAGAGUGAGCGUAGAGAGGCAGAUGCCCAUCUUCACCACUACAUCAGCGAGCAGCUGGAAAGAGUGAAGACAGACUUGGAGCACGACGGCUACAACAUGGAGGAUGAAUUCGAGACACACGCAUAG